Rotaria sp. Silwood1 is the source of this 657-nucleotide messenger RNA. NCBI's taxonomy places the organism in Eukaryota, Metazoa, Rotifera, Eurotatoria, Philodinida, Philodinidae. The record is from the annotation of a GenBank genome assembly.
AUGGCUGAUUUACAACAAUUAAAAAAUUUAAAACUUGAUUAUGAAGAUACUAUUGCUAUUGUUCAAUUCAAUCAAGAAAAUUCGAAAGUUAAUACAUUAUCACGAGAAAUGACGAAUGAAUUUGUUCCAGUAUUUAAUCAUUUAAAAAAUGAUGAUAAUAUUAAAGGAAUUAUUGUUAUAUCAGCUAAACCUGGUUCAUUUAUUGCUGGAGCUGACAUUAAUAUGAUUGAAUCCGUUAAAUCUCGUGACGAACUUUAUCAAAUGUCCCGCAAUGGUCAAGAAAUUAUGAAUCAAAUUGAACAAUCAUCAAAACCAAUUGUUGCAGCUAUUGCUGGAUCAUGUCUUGGUGGUGGAUUUGAAGUUGCUUUAGCAUGUCAUUAUCGAAUUGCGAUGAAUGAUAAACGAACCGGAUUUGGUGUACCAGAAGUUAAAUUAGGAUUAUUACCAGGUGCUGGUGGUACACAAAGACUUUUAAAAAAUCUUUCAUUAUCAGAUGCAUUAGAUCUUAUAUUAACGGGUAAAGAAAUUAAAGCAAAAAAAGCCAAAGAAAUGGGUUUAGUUGAUAUUGUUAUUGAACCUAUUCAAUCGGAUGUUCAAAAUAUUGAAGAACAAAAUAUUGAAUAUUUACGUUCGAUUGCUAUACAAAAAGUCAAGUAG